This is a messenger RNA of Hyalella azteca, 2115 nucleotides long. RefSeq lists its product as uncharacterized. The transcript has 7 exons. Lineage: Eukaryota; Metazoa; Arthropoda; Malacostraca; Amphipoda; Hyalellidae. The record is from RefSeq and is a predicted model, not a curated record. The coding region runs from base 238 to 966 and encodes 242 amino acids.
UACGUUGUUCGGGCUUUGUAGGUUAAAUUGUCGUCAAUCUUGUUCUCUAACGAACGAAAAGGAUUUUAAAAAUUAAGAAGCAGAUUCUACGCGAUUAUAGCUUCAUCGCAUUGGUAGUCGCAGUGUACCAAUGUACUUUUGCAGUGGAAACCAAACUUCCUAGGAACAGCUCGGCAGCGUGCGGUCACUGUAGAAAGACACCAACGGGCUAAAACUACGACGACGACGCGACCCGCGAUGUCGCAAUUAGUCACGACGCCUCCUACUCCUAGCGAUCCAUUUACACCCGACUAUUCCGAAUAUGAAGAAAAUUUAGAGAUUAAAGAUGGCAUACCAACACCAGACACGUCAAUGGAACUGGAUAUUUUAGAAUCAGUUCGCUGUUUCUUUCUCAUGAAAGACGAAAGUAGGCGCAGAACCGUGUUCGAGCUCAGCAAGAAGAACGGACCACUACUGUGGUCGACCAUCGAGCCGCACAGCGAAGGCAAUUUCUGUGGCUGCUGUGUUGACAGUUGCAGUUGUCAACACAGCCAGACGCGCCUGCUCUUCGACUACUUCGGACCUGUGUUGCAAAUGGUGGAAGUGCAGGACGGGUGCUGCAGCAGAAGAAUGCUGGAGGUGACCUCUCUUCCCAACACAUACCUGGGUAGCGUGAUGAAUACGAGCGCAUGGUGGAGAUUUGGGUUGACCGUGACGGAUCAUGAAGACAACCCCAUAUACUACAUCGGACAGGAUCGUAGCCGCGGCUGUUGUAGUUUAAAUGAUUACAGGAUAGUUUGCUGGCAGCGCAGAAAAACUAUUGGGUUCAUUUAUCGCAGAAGGGACUUUGGGUACAGAAUUGGCUUCAACUUCCACAUGCCAAUCGACCUUCUCGUCACUGAUAAAGCCUUGCUCGUUGCUGCAGUAUUCUUUCUGGAUGCUGUCACAGGGGAGGACAAAGCCUGUCUAGGAUGCUGCUUCUUCUAAGCAACAAUUAAGUGAUCCAUUGAACCCAUUUUAUUUCUUUCCAGUUUAGCAUUCAUCCUAGAGUAGUAUUGUUGUAUGAUUUAAUCAACCGUGAUAAUGUAAAGUUCGCUAAAAUAAAAUGCUGAAUGAUCAUCUGUUGAAGGAGUUGAUCACUCCAUAUCUCUUUCGAAAAAUAUUAGAAAUGUUUGCCACCUCUAUCACCCAGAGACAUCUCAUUUUCAAGCAUCAUUCCCACGUACUACUUUUCGAAAUUACUCUAAUCAAAGAAUUUUCGUUCGACAACUGUCAAUUAUAUGGAGAGAAGUUAUAAAUGUAUUUGUCACAGAUACUUGUCGUCACAACACAGGACUUCACUUCAGUCCGUAAACUUACAAUCAACUAAUGGAACUGUGUAGACUGAUAAUUAUAAUCUAUUAUUGCAUUCGAUAUUCAGUGAAUUUCGAGUUAAGACUCGAAUGAGAAUAUGACGAGUAGAUCAAUGAAGAGGGAAAUCCCCAGGAGUACAUUAGCUCACUUAUAUGCAGAAUAUACAUAAUCAAUAACUUCCAGGUAUAUAUAUGCUCACAAAAUAUCGAUACGCGUCACAUACCCAGUAGAUAGCACUUCCUGAGAGGGAGAAUGAUCAAAGGCUAGUAAGAAAUAGUAUAUUUGUAAAUAGAAUCUUCCAAAUUUUCUAGAACUCAAUUAUAAACAAGGCCUAGUAAUAAUUAAAAAAAUUACAAGGCAGAAGCCAUACAUAAGAAAAUUCCCUGCACUCGAACAUCUUGGAAGGUUGCUAGGAGUGAAGAAUAACGCUUCAGAGAUGCUCGCCUGUGCUACCCGGUCACUAGAACCCACUGACGAAACUUCGCUUGAAAUCUGCGUCAUCCUCGCACAAAAAAACUGUGAUGUUUUCCAUUCCGAAUUUACUGGAGUCUCGAAAAGACUACCUUGAAGAAUACCUCAGCAGAAUUUCACUGACCUGGCAGUAAAAUUUAAGAGCCCAACCAAUGCUACAGUCCGGCAGUCGAUUUAGGUGUAUGACUUGAAAGCGCAGGGUUUUGAAGGGCAUAUUACUAGUAUCCCAGUAGACACCUAAACAAAUCGAUAGUUAACACGCACCAAGGCGUCCAUACAUGGAAGUGAAUGUUAAAAAAAUACUAAAAUCUC